Pedinophyceae sp. YPF-701 is the source of this 1089-nucleotide messenger RNA. The record is from the annotation of a GenBank genome assembly. Lineage: Eukaryota; Viridiplantae; Chlorophyta; Pedinophyceae.
AUGGGCUUCGUGCAGAGCCCCGCGGGGGUUCUGGGCGUCGCCUUCAACCAGGAUGCGUCGUUCUUCGUCGUUGCGCUAGAGAAGGGCUUCCGCGUGUACAACGCGGAGUCCCCCGUCGACUCGAUGCGGCGGGAGGACGGCCAGGGCAUCGCACAGGUGGAAAUGCUGUUUCGGUGCAACAUCUUCGCCCUAGUCGGCGGCGGUGCGGACCCGCAGUACUCCCCGAGCAAGGUCAUGAUCUGGGACGACCACCAGGGCAGCUGCAUCGGCGAGCUCAGCUUCCGGUCCCCCGUCCGCCGCGUCUGCCUACGGCGGGACCGCGUCGCCGUCGCCCUCGAGCACAAGGCGCUUGUGUAUAACUUCGCAGACCUGCGCCUGUUGCACCAAAUCGAGACCAUCGACAACGCCGAGGGCCUGCUCGCGCUGUCCGCGGGCGCGUCGACCGUGCUCGCGUGCCCCGGGCUGCACAAGGGCCAGGUGCGGCUCGAGCUGUACGACCUCCGGCGUACGCGGUUCGUGCGCGCGCACGACUCAGGGUUGCAGAAGAUUGCGCUGAGCGCGGACGGGAGCCGGCUCGCGACGGCGUCGGAGCGGGGCACGCUCGUGCGGAUAUUCAACACCGCGGACGGCGCGCCGCUGCAGGAGCUGCGCCGGGGGGCCGACGCCGCGACGAUUUUCAGCAUCGCGUUCUCGCCGGACGGCACGAAGCUCGCCGCAACGUCGGACCGCGGCACGGUCCACGUCUUCGGCCUGCGCGACGGCGCCGUGGCGCCCGACGGCGCGGCCAGCGACAGCAGCAGCGGCGCGGCACCAGGCACUAAGAAUCGCACCCUCGGCACUGCGCACAAGGCACUCGGAGUGAUCUCCGGCUUCCUGCCGCGGUACUUCAACUCGGAGUGGUCCGCGCUGCACUUCCGGCUGCCGCAAGCGGAGGCCGUGCGGCCGUCGGUGGUGGCCUUCGCCCCGUCGAGUGAUGCGGUGUACGUGGUGACGCACUCCGGGGCGUACUUGCGCGUGGAGCUGGACGAGGCGAACCAGCAGUGCGUGCAGCGGGCGUACGUCAAGUAUCUAGAGAUCGGCGAGCGGUGA